AUGACUUCCACAAUCGGCAUCCCAAUCAAGCUCCUCAACGAGGCUCAGGGCCAUAUCAUCACCCUCGAGAUCACCACCGGCCAGACCUACCGCGGCAAGCUGAUAGAUGCCGAAGACAACAUGAACAUCCAGCUCCGCGACAUCACGGUGACGGCGCGCGACGGUCGCGUCAGCCACCUGGACCAGGUCUACAUCCGCGGCAGCCACGUGCGCUUCUUCAUCGUCCCGGACAUGCUGCGCAACGCCCCCAUGUUCCGUAGCCGCAACGUGCGCGGCCGCGGUGUCGGUCUCGCCAGAGGUCGCGCCACAGUCAACAGGGCACGUGGCGGCGGUGGAAGGGGAGGCAGGGGCGACAGGUGA
Molecule: messenger RNA, 360 nt
Organism: Pyricularia pennisetigena
Lineage: Eukaryota; Fungi; Ascomycota; Sordariomycetes; Magnaporthales; Pyriculariaceae
Exons: 3
Coding region: 1-360 (119 amino acids)
Biological process (GO): RNA processing; spliceosomal snRNP assembly
Cellular component (GO): U5 snRNP; commitment complex; U12-type spliceosomal complex
Molecular function (GO): RNA binding
Source: RefSeq, a predicted model, not a curated record